AACUGCUGCCAUUAGUACUAUCGUAAACUGGAUAUGGUUAGACCACAGCGGGCUGGGAGAAACCGUACCACAGCCAGAUAGGCAUCGUUGUCCUGCCAGUGAGUUCAGGAUAGCACAGCAUUCUCGCACAAACCAUGAGACGUUGACGUGUUUCUGUACUCUAGUGCACUGGCAUCGAUUGGUACAGCUGAUGAUGACUAGUCCAGGGUAGUGACUCUGUGAUCUCUGUGAUCGCGAUCCUCUAGACACCUCUGCUUGGCGUCAGACAUGCGAGACAACUUCAUGAUGGACAACGUGAUUCCAGACAGCACUGGGCUGGGCAGCUAGUCGCCUUUUCUGCCAGAUUUGAAACUGGCCCCAUCACAGACCAGCGACAAAGUUUAAUUAAUGCUAAGCGUGACAAAUUGUCCGUUGGUUUGAUUGCGCGUUGACUGCCUGCAUCACAAGCCGUGAGCGUGACAGAAUAUUCCUUGCCCUUGACGUCGGCGUAGGCGAUGCAGCAUUAAAUACUUAUGGAGCCUGGUCAGUCGGGUAGAAUCGGUAGAAUUAUUUGUCGAGGUAAUUGUUAUAGGCAUUGUGCAUAGCGUGCGUGUCCGCUUUGGUCCGUAACUUUGUUUCUGCAAGUAAAAAGCAACUAGCUAGCACGAUCUUGACCACUUGUUUGCCAGUAGUCUUCUCAGGCAGUGUGCUGGUAUCCACUUAACGUACUACACCAGAAGUACAGUUCUGACAAGAGAGAAUGUUUGCGUAGAUGACGGUGUGCAUUACUGGUAUUAUGUUAAUACUUUGAACGCGGCGGAAUCGAGCUAGGCUUCGAAAAUGAAGCAGAUCAGCGAGCCGCAUCCACACAGAGCAGAGUUCAUCCAUGUCGAAGAGGAAUGGCACCCAUGCGAGCGAGCAGUAUCCCUCCGUGUAGUGAACACGUGGCUUAGCUGUGGAGACGGCGGUGAUGAAGUUUACGUCACCGACACCCAGGAAACGUGGGUUGCUGGUGAACAGUUCUGCCAAAGUCAAGGCAGCCAUCUCGUCAGCUUCCCCCAGAUCACGGCAUGCAGGUCAAGUUUACUGUCGUUGCUUGGUCCUGCAGAAGUCCGUACCAGCUACAGCAAAUUGCUGGAUGGACUUCAGUACCGUGAUGUUGGAAACGACUUACAAUUGUCGGACAGUGUCAUUGACAUCUCAGGCUUUCCCGGCAAUUGCACGUUUGCGUUUCUUGGACGUCAAUCACGGCCGGAGCAAUGGACGUCAAUCACGGCCGGAGCAAUGGACGUCAAUCACGGCCGGAGCAAUGGACGUCAAUCACGGCCGGAGCAAUGGACGUCAAUCACGGCCGGAGCAAUGGACGUCAAUCACGGCCGGAGCAAUGGACGUCAAUCACGGCCGGAGCAAUGGACGUCAAUCACCGCCGGAGCAAUGGACGUCAAUCACCGCCGGAGCAAUGGACGUCAAUCACCGCCGGAGCAAUGGACGUCAAUCACGGCCGGAGCAAUGGACGUCAAUCACGGCCGGAGCAAUGGACGUCAAUCACGGCCGGAGCAAUGGACGUCAAUCACGGCCUGAGCAAUGGACGUCAAUCACCGCAGGAGCAAUGGACGUCAAUCACGGCCGGAGCAAUGGACGUCAAUCACCGCCGGAACAAUGGACGUCAAUCACGGCCGGAGCAAUGGACGUCAAUCACCGCCGGAGCAAUGGACGUCAAUCACGGCCGGAGCAAUGGACGUCAAUCACCGCCGGAGCAAUGGACGUCAAUCACGGCCGGAGCAAUGGACGUCAAUCACGGCCGGAGCAAUGGACGUCAAUCACGGCCGGAGCAAUGGACGUCGAUCACGGCCUGAGCAAUGGACGUCAAUCACCGCAGGAGCAAUGGACGUCAAUCACGGCCGGAGCAAUGGACGUCAAUCACCGCCGGAACAAUGGACGUCAAUCACGGCCGGAGCAAUGGACGUCAAUCACCGCCGGAGCAAUGGACGUCAAUCACGGCCGGAGCAAUGGACGUCAAUCACCGCCGGAGCAAUGGACGUCAAUCACGGCCGGAGCAAUGGACGUCAAUCACGGCCGGAGCAAUGGACGUCAAUCACCGCCGGAGCAAUGGACGUCAAUCACCGCCGGAGCAAUGGACGUCAAUCACGGCCGGAGCAAUGGACGUCAAUCACGGCCGGAGCAAUGGACGUCAAUCACGGCCGGAGCAAGGACAGUGUACACAGUGUGUACAUACACCUUUGUGUAGACGUAAUCCUGGGAACCAUCCAUUGUGUGCGGAUCGCACACAUUUUCAUAUAUCAGCAUCUCGUUUUCAGCUGACGACGCAAACCGGACGUGUCGCCAACAGUAUGGUGGUUGGCUGUUGUCAACAAACAUGCAGCGGCUCAGCUGCGUCUCUGAGCUCCUGAAUUCGUCUCAGGUGCUGAGAGACAGCAACGUCACCAUCAUACUUCUCUGCACCAGCGGCACGAACGGGUCAGCUGAUUGUGAGGUGUAUUUGCCAUCAAGGUCGGCAGUACUUCCAGACUCAUUCACCGCAGCCAGGCCGACCGUCUGCGUGUCUCGGUACUGCAAUGGCAGCGACAACUUGGUGGCGGUACGAAAUGAAGACCGGUGUCAGUGCAGACCCGGUUAUAUCCGUACAUCCGCACACAGCUCAGACACUGAGCAACUUUACUGUGUGGUUUGGCGUGACCAACACCACUGUCAGCUGUGGCUUCAGCCCGUUCAAUCAGACACUUCGUUUCGAGGACAGGCUGUACGAAGUUGCCGUCUCUCCACACAGUUCUUCUGUACGAUAACAGCCGGCUGAAACAAUGAUGAUAACAGCUGGCUGAAGCAGUGUUGAUCACAGCCGGCUGAAGAAGCGACGACAACCGCCGGCUGAGGAAGGGACGCCAAUAGCCGCCUGAAACAGUGACUACAAUAGCCGGCUGUAGUAACAACUCCAACAGCCAGCUGAAGCAGUGAUGAUAACAGCCAGCUGAAGCAGAGAUGAUAACAGCCAGCUGAAGCAGUGACUACAACAGCCGGGUACAGCAGAGACGAUAGCAGCCGGCUGAAGCGAUGAUGACAAUACCCGGCUGAAGGAGCAGUGAUGAUAACAAGCUACUGAAUCAGAGACGAUAGCAGCCGGCUGUAGCAAUGACGAUAACAUCCGGCUGAAGUAACGACAAUAGCCGGCUGAAGCAGUGAUGAUAACAGCCGGCUGAAUCAGAGAUAAUAACAGCCGGUUGUAGCAGUGACGAUGACGGCCGGUUGAAGCAGCGACAAUGCCAGCUGGCUGGAGCAACGACGACAAAAGCCGGCUACAGGAAUGACUACCCCACCCGGGUGUGGUAGUGACGAUAACAGCCGGCUAAAGCAGUGACGAAAAUAGCCGGCUGAAGGAGCGAUGAAAUCAGCCGGCUGAAGCUGUGAUGAUAAUAACCGCCUGAAUCAGUCAGUACAACAGCGAGGGUGUAGCAGAGACGAUAACAGCCGGCUGAAGCAAUGCCUACCAUAGCCGGCUGAAGCAAUGACUACCACAGCCAGCUGAAUGACUACCACAGCCAGCUGAAGCAAUGACUACCACAGCCAGCUGAAGCAAUGACUACCACAGCCAGCUGAAGCAAUGACUACAACAGCCAGCUGCAGCAGAUACGAUAACGGCCGGCUGAAGCAGCGACAAUGAAAGUCGGCUGAAGCAAUGACUACCACAGCCGAUUGUAGCAGACACAAUAACGGCCGGCUGAAGCAGCGACAAUGACAGCCGGCUGUCGCAGCGCGAUGACAGCCGGCUGUAGUAGUGACGAUAACAGCCGGCUAAAGCAGUGACAACAAUAGCCGGCUGAAGGAGCGAUGAAAGCAGCCGGCUGAAGCAGUGAUGAAAAUAACCACCUGAAUCAGUCACUACAACAGCGAGGGUGUAGCAGAGACGAUAACAGCCGGCUGAAGCAAUGACUACCACAGCCAGCUGAAGCAAUGACUACCACAGCCGGCUGAAGCAAUGACUACCACAGCCGGAUGAAGCAAUUGCUACAACAGCCAGCUGCAGCAGAUACGAUAACGGCCGGCUGAAGCAGCGACAAUGAAAGUCGGCUGAAGCAAUGACUACCACAGCCGAUUGUAGCAGACACGAUAACGGCCGGCUGAAGCAGCGACAAUGACAACCAGCUGUCGCAGCGCGAUGACAGCUGGCUGUAGUAGUGACGAUAACAGCCGGCUGCAGAAGCGAAGACAAUCGCCGGCUGAAGCCGAAAAGAUAACAGCCGGCUGAAACAAUGACGGUAAUAGCCGGCUGAAGCAGUGAUGAUCACAGCCGGGUGAAAAAGCGACGAUUACAGCCAGCUGAAGAAGGGAUGCCAAUAGCCGGCUGAAGCAGUGACUGCAAUAUCCGGCUAAAGCAAUAACUCCAACAGCCAGCUGUAGUAGAGGCGAUAACAGCCAGCUGAAGCAGUGACAACAACAGCCGGCUGUAGAAGAGAUAAUAACAGCCGACUGGCGCAGUGAGAAUGACAGCCUGCUGUUGCAGUGACGACAAUAGCAGGCUGAAGGAGCGAUGACAACAGCCGGCUGAGGCUGCGAUGAUAAGAGCCGGCUGAAUCAGAGAUGAUAACAGCCGGCUGUAGCAGUGACGAGAACGGCCGGCUGACACAGCAACAAUGCCAGCCGGCUGGAGGAACGACGAAAAGACCCGGCUGAAGCAAAGACUACACCACCCGGCUGUAGCAGUGACGAUAACAGCCGGCUAAAGCAGUGACGGCAAUAGCCGGCUGAAGGAGCGAUGAAAGCAGCCGGCUGAAACUGUGAUGAUAACAACUGCAUGAAUCAAUGACUACAACAGCCAGCUAUAGCAGAGACGAUAGCAGCCCCCUGAAGCAAUGACUACCACAGCCGAUUGUAGCCGACACGAUAACGGCCGGCUGUAGCAGCGCGAUGACAGCACGGCUGUAGUAGUGACGAUAACAGCCGGCUCCAGAAACGAAGACAAUCGCCGGCUGAAGCCGAAAAGAUAACAGCCGGCUGAAACAUUGACGAUGACAGCUGGCUGAAGCAGUGAUGAUCACAGCCGGCUGAAUGAGCGACGAUAACAGCCGGCUGAAGCAGCGACGAUAACAGCCGGCUGAAGCAGUGACGGCAACAGCCGUGUACAGCAGAGAUGAUAGCAGCCGGCUGAAGCAAUGACGGCAAUAGCCGGCUGAAGGAGCGAUGAUGACAGUUGGCUGAAGCUGUGAUGACAACAGUGGACUGUAGCAGUAACGAUAACAGCCGGCUGUAAUAACCACAAUAGCUGGCUGAAGCUGUUAUGAUAACAGCCGGCUGAAUCAGAGACGAUUACAGCCGGCUGUAGCAAUGACGAUAACAGCCGGCAGAAGUAACGACAAUAGCCGGCUGAAGCAGUUAGGAUAACAGCCAGCUGUAGCAGUGACGAUGACGGCCAGUUGAAGCAACGACAAUGACAGCCGGCUUGAGCAAAGACUACAACAAACGGCUGUAGCAGAGAUAACAGGCAGCUGUAGCAGAGACGAUAGCAGCCUGCUAAAGCAGUGAUGACAAUAGGCGGCUGAAGGAGCGAUAAAAAAAGCCGGCUGAAGCUGUGGUGAUAACAACCGCCUGAAUCAGUCACCAAAAGAGCCGGGUGUAGCGGAGGUGAUAGCAGCCGGUUGAAGAAGUGACUACCAAAGCAGAUUGUAGCAGACACAAUAACGGCCGGCUGAAGCAGCAACAAUGACAGCCGACUGUAGGAGCGCGAUGACAGCCGGCUUUAGUAGUGACAAUAACAGCCGGCUGCAGAAGCGAAAACAAUCGCCGGCUGAAGCAGUGACUACAAUAGCCGGCUGUAGUAACGACUCAACAGCCAGCUGCAGCAGAGAUGAUAACAGCCAGCUGAAGCAGUGACUACAACAGCCGGGUACAGCAGAGACGAUAGCAGCAGGCUGAAGCGAUGACGACAAUACUUGGCAGAAGGAGCGAUGACAACAGCCGGCUGAAUCUGUGAUGACAACCGUCGAAUGUAGCGGUGAUGAUAACAGCCGUCUGUAUCAGUGACGAUAACAGCCGGCUAAAGUAACGACAAUAACCGGCUGAAGCAGUGAUGAUAACAGCCGACUAACUCAGCGACACUAACAGCCGGCUGUAGCAGUGAGGAUGACAGCCGGGUGAAGCAGCCACAAUGACAGCCGGCAGGAGCAACGACGACAAAAGCCGGCUGAAGCAAAGACUACAACUGCCGGCUGUAGCAUAGAUGAUAACAGUCGGCUGCAGCAGUGAUGAUUUCAGCCGGCUAAAGCAGUGACGACAAUAGCCGGCAGAAGGGGCGAUGACAACAGCCGACUGAAGCUGUGAUGAUAAAAUCAGCUGAAUCAGUGACUAAAACAGCCGGGUGUAGCAGAGAUGAUAGCAGCCGGCUGAAGCAAUGACUACCGCAGCCAGCUGUAGCAGAUACAAUAACGGCCGGCUGAAGCCGCGACAAUGACAGCCGGCCUUAGUAGUGACGGUAACAGCCGCCUGGAGCAGCAAAGACAAUCACCGCUUGAAGCAGUAAAGAUAACAGCCGGCUGAAACAAUGACGGUAACAGCCGGCUUUUGCAGGGACUAUAAAAGCCGGCUGACAAAGUGAUGACAAAAGCCGGCUGAAGAAUUGACAAUAACAGCCGGCUAAAGCAGGGACUACAAUGGCCGGCAGAAGCAAUGACUCCAACAGCAAGUUGGAGCAGAGACGAUAACAGCCGGCUGAAGCAAUGACGAUAGCAGCCGUCUGAACCAGUGACAAAAAAAUAGCCGGCAGAAGGAGGGAUGACAACAGCCGGCUGACACAGUGAAGACAAAAGCCGGCUGAAUGAGCGACGAUAACAGCCGGCUGAAGCAAUGACUGCAACACCCGGCUGUAGCAGACACGAUAAAAGCCGGCUGAAGCAGUGACGAUGGCAGCCGGCUGUACUAGGGAUGUUAACAGCCAGCUGAAGCAGAGAUGACAAUAGCCGGCUGAAGAAUCGAUGAUGACAGCCGGUUGAAGCAGAGACGAUAAAAGCCAGCUGAAGCACCGACGACAAUAGCUGGCUAGAGCAAUGAUUCCAACAACCAGUUGUAACAGAGACGGUAAUAGCCGGCUGUAGGAGAGAUAAUACCAGCCGGCUCUGGCAGUGAGGAUGACAGCCGGCUGUUGCAGUGACGACAAUAGCAGGCUGGAGGAGCGAUGACAACAGCCGGCUGAAGCAGUGACUACCACAGCCGGCGGUAGCAAGACGAUAAUAGCCGGCUGAAGUAACGAAAAUCGCUGGCUGAAGUAGUGAUGAUAACAGCCGGCUGAAUCAGAGACGAUGACAGCCGGCUAAAACAGCGACGAUGACAGCCGGCUGAAGCCACGUCGACAACAGCCGGCUGAAGCAAAGACUGCAACAGCUGGCUUAAGCAAAGACUAUAACAGCCGGCUGUAGCAGAGAUAAUAACAGCCGGCUGAAGCAGUGACGACAACAGCCGGGUGUAGUAGAGACGAUAACAGCCGGCUGAAGCAAUGACUACCACAGCAGGCGGUAGCAGACACGAUAACGCCCACCUGAAGCAGCGAAGACAAUCGCCGGCUGAAGCAAUGCCGGUAACCGCCGGCCGAAGCAGCGACGGCAAUAGCCGGCUGAAAGAGUUAUGAUAACAGCCUCCUGAAACAAGGAAAAUAAUGGCCGGCUGUAACAGCAACGACGAUUAGCGGCUGAAGCAGCGAAGAUGAUAGCCGACUGAAGCUUUCACUCUAACAGCCGGCUGUAGCAGUCGGGCAACAGCAGGCUGAAGCAGUAAAGAUAUCAACCGGCUGAAACAAUGACUAUGACAGCCGGCUGUAUCAGUGACGAUAACAGCCGGCUUUUCCAGAGAAUUUAAGUCGGCUGAGUCAACGAAUAUAACAGCCAGGUGUAGCAGUUACGAUAACAGCCGGCUGAUAGAGCAACAGUAGGAAGUUCGCGAACAGCCGGCUGGAGCAGUUACAAUAAUUGGCGGCUUUAGUGGUGGUGAUAGCAGCUUAACCGCCGAUAUUCUGCGCCGGUUCAUCGUUGCGUACCGGCUACAGUUGUUUGCUUGCAUAGCCGCUACCGUCUUUUGAUGGCGUAGCUGCUGCCAGGGCAUAGCUGCUACAAUCACUUGUCAGCAUGGCUGCAACAGUCACUUGCAGAUCAAACACCUAUCCUUGUUUUCAACAUAACUAUCAAGUGCUUGUGACUUGUAUCCAUGGGUCUUCAAGCCUCACCCAGUUCAAACAAAGAUUGAAUCCAACCAGUCAACGUGGCACACCGUGUGAACGGUGAUUGUCCCUACAACACUGGAUCACAUUGGAUUGUCUCUACCACACUGGAUCACAUUGGAUUGUCCCUACAACACUGGAUCACAUUGGAUCGUCUCUUCAACCCUUCAUUGAUUGUAUCUACAACACUGGAUCGUGACUUCAACACUUCAUUGAUUGUCCCUACAACACUGGAUCACAUUGGAUCGUCUCUUCAACCCUUCAUUGAUUGUCCCUACAACACUGGAUCACAUUGGAUCGUCUCUUCAACCCUUCAUUGAUUGUCUCUACAACACGGGAUCACAUUGGAUCGUCUCUUCAACCCUUCAUUGAUUGUAUUUACAACACUGGAUCACACUGGAUCGUGACUUCAACCCUUCAUUGAUUGUAUCUACCACACUGGAUCACAUUGGAUUGUCUCUUCAACACUUCAUUGAUUGUCUCCACAACACUGGAUCACACUGGAUCGUCUCUUUAACACUUUAUUGAUUGUCUCUCAUACAACGGAAUGCCUGUACAACACUGGAUUCUACAACGAAUUGGCAGCCGUGUGUCACAUCGUAUGGGCAGAGUGGAUGAGAUCUUGGCUGUUUGUGCAAUGGCGUGCUGGUAGCGGGUCAAGCCAUAAGGUAUGUAACGUACAGAAGUAGAUAUCCAAACCGCACAACCGAAACAAGACUCGUCACUAAUGAUUUUUAAACUUCCAGAAACGUUUUGUGUCUUUAAAGAGUUUGAUACGGUUUGCAGAGUCUGAGAGGGAGAGUAUAGUUAUGAAAAGAGCAGAGUAAGAGGGAUGUCUAAAAGAUGCCAAGCAGAACAAAAGCAAACCUGUGUACUAGCGUCUAUGACAGUGUGAACGCAAAGAGCACAACAUUCUACCGGUGCAAUUUGACGUUCAAGACGAAACCGGGUGCUUGCGGUUCAUCAUGCUUGAACGAAAAGAACGAGUGUCCUCCCAUUUUAAGUUCACACUGUGUUCAAUACACAGUAAGCAGAGCUGCCUUGAACAUCAGACAGAACAAGGUUCGCCUUAAAAAUAACGAAUUAGGAUCCGAGGGCCGCAAUUGGAGCUAUGCAUUGAAGGUGGCCGUCACCUUUUUUCCGGCAGGUUGAACCAUAGAAGGUAAAGCCAGCAGAAGUCGAUUUUUUAGUACAUUGUAUGGCCAAGAGUGCAUAACCCCCCCCCCCCCUGCAGAGUGUGAAACGGUACACCCCAUUCUAGCAAGGGUUUCGGAGAAUCUCUGUUUGUGCUAAACUCAAGUGGCAGGCAAAAAACAAUCUAUCUGUAGUUCAGUGACUAUAAAAGGUCAUAAUGAUGCUGCCAUAUUUCGGGCCAUUCUAAGUGUUCCACGUGUUCAGGACAGAAAAGGUAGCAUGAAAGUUCCCUACUUUUGCUCCAGUUUGCCCGUCUGUGAGAUGCUACAAUGCAGCAGUCAGUUUUGUGCGAAGUAGAGUAUCCCGAUCCGCAGUCAGUUUUGUGCGAAGUAGAGUAUCCCGAUCCGCAGUCGAAUACACACUUUCUGUAUAAGACUCACUGUCUUGCACUGUUUGAUCUGUUACUAUCAUUCAGUGUGUCCUUGGCUGUUUGAUCUGUUACUAUCAUUCAGUGUGUCCUUACUAUCACUCAGUGUGUCCUUACUAUCACUCGGUGUGUCCUUACUAUCACUCAGUGUGUCCUUACUAUCACUCAGUGCGUCCUUACUAUCACUCAGUGUGUCCUUACUAUCACUCGGUGUGUCCUUACUAUCACUCAGUGUGUCCUUACUAUCACUCAGUGUGUCCUUACUAUCACUCAGUGUGUCCUUACUAUCACUCGGUGUGUCCUUACUAUCACUCAGUGUGUCCUUACUAUCACUCAGUGUGUCCUUACUAUCACUCGGUGUGUCCUUACUAUCACUCAGUGUGUCCUUACUAGCACUCAGUGUGUCCUUACUAGCACUCAGUGUGUCCUUACUAGCACUCAGUGUGUCCUUGGCUGAAAUCCUGAGCAGAAUUAUUGGUCCCAUGCAUACAUAGAGUGUCACAGGACGGGUAUAGAGUAUGAACUUUCAUUGGACACGCAGAAGGUCGGUCGGUACUGCCAGCCUUGAUGGGAACAGCAAAUACCACGGCACUGACGCCGCGUCUUGUUUGCGUCGUCAGCCGAAAACGCCAUGCUGUGGUACGAAUAAUGGUACGAUCUGCACAUGAUUAAAGACAGGACAACGUCCAAGGCUUCUGAGCAUAACUGGACCCAAAUAUACAGAGAUUAUCACUUGGGAGUAACGAUGCAGGAAACUUACGAGGCACGCAGACGGUCGACCUGGCUGCGGUGCAUGAGUCUGGAAGUAUUGCCGACCUUGAUGGCAAAUACACCUCGCAAUCAGCUGACCCGUUCGUGCCGCUGGUGCAGAGAGGUAUGAUGGUGACGUUGCUGUCUCUCAGCACCUGAGACGAAUUCAGGAGCUGAGAGACGCAGCUGACCCGCAGCAUGUUUGUUGACAACAGCCAACCACCAUACUGUUGGCGACACGUCCGGUUUGUGUCGUCAGCUGAAAACACGAUGCUGUGGUACGUCAAUUUGUACGAUCCGCACACUGUUGAUGGUUCCCUAAUAGCAUGAUGUGAUAAAAUUUGCAAGCCGUGAGUUGAGGGAAGCUAGUGAGAUGGCUGCCUUGACUUUGGCAGAACUGAUCGCCAGCAAUCCACGUUUCCUGGGUGUCGGUGACGUAAACUUCAUCACCGCCGUCUCCACAAUUGAGCCACGUCUUUAGUCUUCCGGUAGGAACACUUCACGGAGAAUCAGGGUUGAAUCUUACCAUGCUUGAGUCCGCAGAAAACUGGAUGGAUAUGUGUGCACUGUGCUUCCUCCGGGGGUGAUUGAUCUCCAAGAAACGCAAACAUGCAAUUGUCAAAGAGGAAUAAGACGUCAAUGAGCCUGUCUGACAAUUGCAAGUCGUUUCCAACAUCACGGUAGUUAAGUCCAUCCAGCAAUCUGCUGUUGCCGAUAUGGACGUAAAUUUAUGUAAUUGUACAAUACAUAAAAAAUAUCUUACCAGGAUUUCUUCUACACACAACUGUGAGAAUUGUUGAGCACGGUAUGUCCUCAGGCGGUAAUUCGUCAGAGAAACGUGACGCUGCAAUUGUGGGCACGGCGCCUGAAGUCGACAACACUGUCCGACAAUUGCAGCUUGUUUCCAACAUCACAGUAGUGAAGUCCAUCCAGUAAUCUAGUGUAGCUGGCAUGGACUCCUACAAGACCAAGCAACGGCAGUAAACUUGACUUGCAUGCCGUGAUCUGGGGGAAGCUGAUGAGAUGGCUGCCUUGACGUGGGCAGAACUGUUCGCCAGCAACCCACGUUUCCUGGGUGUUGGUGACAUACACUUCAUCACCGCCGUCUCCACAAUUGAGCAACGCGUUUAGUCUUCCGGUAGGAACGCUUCACGGAGAAUCAGGGUUGAAUCUUACCAUGCUUGAGUCCGCAGACGACUGUAUUGGUUAUGGAGCACCGUAUGUCCUCCGGCGGUAAUGAGUCUCCCAGAAACGCAAACGUGCAAUUGUCGAGACGGCUUUUGAUGUCAAUGACACUGUCCGACAAUUGCAAGUCGUUUCCAACGUCACGGUAGUGAAGUCCACCCAGCAAUCUGGUGUAGCUGGUAUGGACUUCUACUACAAGACCAAGCCACGAAAGUAAACUUGACUUGCAAGCCGUGAAUUGGGGAAGCUGACGAGAUGGCUGCCUUGACUUUUGCAGACCUACUCGCCAGCAACCCACUUUUCUGGGUGGUGCUGACGUAUACUUCAUCACCGCCGUCUCCACAAUUGAACCACAACUCUAGUCUUCCGGCAGGAACGCUUCAUCCCCAUCCAGUAAUCUAGUGUAGAUUAUCCGGACUAACCUUGCCAAACACCCCCUUCGACCAUGGAAUUGUUGAGCACGGUAUGUCCUCAGGCGGUAAUUCGUCAGAGAAACGUGACGCUGCAAUUGUGGGCACGGCGCCUGAAGUCGACAACACUGUCCGACAAUUGCAGCUUGUUUCCAACAUCACAGUAGUGAAGUCCAUCCAGUAAUCUAGUGUAGCUGGCAUGGACUCCUACAAGACCAAGCAACGGCAGUAAACUUGACUUGCAUGCCGUGAUCUGGGGGAAGCUGAUGAGAUGGCUGCCUUGACGUGGGCAGAACUGUUCGCCAGCAACCCACGUUUCCUGGGUGUUGGUGACAUACACUUCAUCACCGCCGUCUCCACAAUUGAGCAACGCGUUUAGUCUUCCGGUAGGAACGCUUCACGGAGAAUCAGGGUUGAAUCUUACCAUGCUUGAGUCCGCAGACGACUGUAUUGGUUAUGGAGCACCGUAUGUCCUCCGGCGGUAAUGAGUCUCCCAGAAACGCAAACGUGCAAUUGUCGAGACGGCUUUUGAUGUCAAUGACACUGUCCGACAAUUGCAAGUCGUUUCCAACGUCACGGUAGUGAAGUCCACCCAGCAAUCUGGUGUAGCUGGUAUGGACUUCUACUACAAGACCAAGCCACGAAAGUAAACUUGACUUGCAAGCCGUGAAUUGGAGAAGCUGACGAGAUGGCUGCCUUGACUUUUGCAGACCUACUCGCCAGCAACCCACUUUUCUGGGUGGUGCUGACGUAUACUUCAUCACCGCCGUCUCCACAAUUGAGCCACAACUCUAGUCUUCCGGCAGGAACGCUUCAUCCCCAUCCAGUAAUCUAGUGUAGAUUAUCCGGACUUCAACCUUGCCAAACACCCCCUUCGACCAUGGCAGCAUACCUAGAGCUAAGGGGAAAUCCCCUCCGACCAUGACCAGCAUACCUGGAGCUAAGGGGAAAUCCCCUCCGACCAUGACCAGCAUACCUAGAGCUAAGGGGAAAUCCCCUCCGACCAUGACCAGCAUACCUAGAGCUAAGGGGAAAUCCCCUCUGACCUUGACCAGCAUACCAAAAUGGUUGAACUGUAGUUCUGUGC
Molecule: messenger RNA, 13187 nt
Organism: Sycon ciliatum
Lineage: Eukaryota; Metazoa; Porifera; Calcarea; Leucosolenida; Sycettidae
Exons: 5
Coding region: 820-1560 (246 amino acids)
Source: RefSeq, a predicted model, not a curated record